This is a messenger RNA of Eimeria tenella, 675 nucleotides long. RefSeq lists its product as uncharacterized. The record is from RefSeq and is a predicted model, not a curated record. Lineage: Eukaryota; Apicomplexa; Conoidasida; Eucoccidiorida; Eimeriidae. The transcript has a single exon. Bases 1 to 675 code for a protein of 224 amino acids.
AUGCCUCACGGGCUCACCGUUCUCACGGCCACAAUGACUGGGGGGGCUGUAGGGGGCUCUACUGCAGCAGGAACAGCUUGCUGCGGCGGCUGGUGCCCCUGGUGCCCCACGGCGACAGCAGCAGCAGGCGCGCCCGCAGCAGCAGCAGCUGCGCCGGCAACAGCAGGCACUGCAGCAGCUGCUGCUGCUCCUGCUGCAGCAGCACCCGCUGCUGCGGGAGCCGGCGCUGGCCUGGGGGCAGCAGGAGGAGCAGCAACAGUCCCAGGUGCUGCAGCAACUCCCCUGGUCUCGGGCUUUGGCACUGUAGCAGCAGGCAGCGGCGGCUCAACUGCAGCAGCAGCAGGAGCCCCGCUGCUGCAGCAGGCUAUGGGCGUCGUCAGCGGUUUGCUGCUGCUGCCCCGCAAGACCUCUUCUUUGCUAGCCAAAAUGCGGAAGGAGCAGCAGCAGCAGCAGCAGCAGGAAUCAGCGGGCGAGGACACCGAGGAGGAGACAGUGGCCAGCGACGCCGAGAUCCCUUCAAAAGCAGCAGCAGCAGCAGCAGCAGCAGCAGCAGCAGCAGCAGCAAGCUUCCCCGACCAAAGGACUGUCCGCAAAAUGAGCAGAGAAGCCCCAGAAGAUGCGCAGCUAGCUGACGUUUCGGCUAGAAGCACAAAAGCAUACAACCGGUUUCUCUAG